Lampris incognitus (smalleye Pacific opah) is the source of this 1143-nucleotide messenger RNA. It is a transcript of the gene socs4, whose product is annotated as suppressor of cytokine signaling 4. The transcript has a single exon. The record is from RefSeq and is a predicted model, not a curated record. Gene Ontology annotation, biological process: phosphatidylinositol phosphate biosynthetic process; intracellular signal transduction. Gene Ontology annotation, molecular function: 1-phosphatidylinositol-3-kinase regulator activity. Bases 1 to 1143 code for a protein of 380 amino acids. Gene Ontology annotation, cellular component: phosphatidylinositol 3-kinase complex. NCBI's taxonomy places the organism in Eukaryota, Metazoa, Chordata, Actinopteri, Lampriformes, Lampridae.
AUGUCUGAAAAGAAAUCCCGGGGCUCAGACACCCGACCCAAAUGUGGCGUCCGUAGCUGGAGCGCAGACAGCUACGCAUGGCGGGGAAAGAAGCGCUGCCGGAAUGAGACGGCCGUCAGAGGACCAGAGAUGGAGGGAGUGGAGGAGCCGGUCGUCCGAUCUACAUCCUGCCCGAGGCGGCGUAGAGAGAGGACUGGUAGCUGCAGUGAUGGCGACAUUGACGGGGCGUGUAGAAAGGCCUUGUCGCGGCGCUCCUUACGACAGAAGUUCCAGGAUGCGAUGGGUCAGUGUCUGCCUCUCCGUUCUCACCACCACCACCACCUUAAUCCAGGCUCUGUACGUCCCUUCUCUGUGCUUCUCUGGUCCAAACGCAAGAUUCAUGUCUCCGAGCUCAUGCAGGAUAAAUGCCCCUUCUUGCCAAAGACUGAACUGGCCCAGUGUUGGCAUCUAAUUAAAAAGCACGGCACCCAUCCAAGUGCCACCAGGGGCCUGGAGGCUCCCUACAAAACUUACUCAUCCUCCUCUUCCUCCCCACCUCCAACACCCCUUUCUUGGGAGGACAUUAGCAUUUCCCCGGGUCUUCGAAGCAGCAGUCUGGAGGACUGGGACCCUUCUUGUUCUCAUGGGGAAACAGGAAGCUGCUGCAAUCAUACAGAUUACAUCCUGGUUCCAGAUCUGCUCCAGAUCAACAACAGCCCCUGCUACUGGGGAGUGCUAAACCGCUUUGAGGCAGAGGAGCUUCUAGAGGGGCAACCGGAAGGCACUUUCCUGCUCCGAGACUCCGCCCAGGACGAGUUCCUUUUCUCCGUCAGCUUCCGUCGUUACAGUCGUUCCCUGCACGCACGCAUCGAGCAGAAUGGCAAGCGCUUCAGUUUUGACGGACGUGACCCGUGCAUGUAUCGUGACCCCUGUGUGACGGGCCUUCUGAGGCACUACAGCGACCCGGCCACCUGUCUAUUCUUUGAGCCCCUCCUAUCCCGACCACUGCACAGGACUUUCCCAUUCUCCCUCCAGCACCUGUGCAGGGCUGUAAUCUGUAGCUGCACCACCUACCAGGGUAUUGAGAGACUACCACUCCCCCCCCAGCUCGGGGACUACCUCCGACAGUACCACAUUAAGUGUAAUGGAGCCUGCGCAAUGUAA